Messenger RNA from Magallana angulata, 3964 nucleotides. RefSeq names its product putative ankyrin repeat protein RF_0381. Gene Ontology annotation, biological process: intracellular signal transduction. Lineage: Eukaryota; Metazoa; Mollusca; Bivalvia; Ostreida; Ostreidae. Gene Ontology annotation, molecular function: protein binding. The coding region runs from base 877 to 2037 and encodes 386 amino acids. The record is from RefSeq and is a predicted model, not a curated record. The transcript is spliced from 2 exons.
CUAGCUGCAGAAAUGACACGUGUUUUACAUUCAGCUGUACUAUCUUUAAAUAUAUACAUUGAUAUAUUAGUAUAUCACCCAUAUUGCUGUGCACACUCUUUGCAUUAAAAAAUUGGUAUUCAGGCAGAAUUUUAACGAAUUUCUGAUUGGAACGUGAGCUUUUUACACCGACGAAAAUGAAAUUCUAUCCUGAAGAUAUGACACGUGUUUUCACGGACAGCUGUAUAUACUAAUAGUAAGGCACGUGACUUAAAAUUCCCUUGAAUUGAUGUUAUAUAUUUUACAAAUGUAUUUUGCAAAUUUUGCACAUAUAGGCUCCAAAGAAAGCAAUACGAAUUAGAUGAUAUGUCGACGAUUUAACAGUUCCGAUUCAACACGAAAAACUUUCACAGAUGGAUGUUUGACCAGUCGACCUUCAUAGUAUCUCAAGAUAAAAUAAAUAUUUUUAUCAGCAAUCGCUACCAAUACACGCGCAAUACACUGCACACUAGGAGCUUCUCUCGAGAUAGCGAGUUUGUGUUUGGCACCCAUCCGAACGUCUGCUCGUAUAGAAACAAGAUCAGAAACUGAAUGGAACGAGUGAUAGCAUCAGAUAAAUCGGCCGCUUAACUACUUAUGUUUUUUGGCAAUCAAACUCAUAAUAUAAUUUCCCUCACAACAACCCCUCUUACAUGCACGCGCAUGAGCAAUCCUGUGUCUUGUUGUGUACAUUAGAGUUUAGUGGUCCUGAAACAAAACAAAGACGAUACAUCGGAAAUUGCAGGACCACAUACUGUUAAAGCAAACGUCCCAACCAAGCUAUCUCGCGGAGGACUUAAUUCCUAGAAUUGAUCAAGGAUCAAUAUAUAAGGGAGAAACUAUAACUUAUUCACUCGAAUGAGAGUGCGGAACUUUUUUCACAUGCCCACAAUGCCAAACAAUAUUCAAGUGGACGAUGACUACUUGCUCUUAGAAUCGGUUAAAUCGGGCAAAGAGAAACAAGUGCGGACCAUUUUAUCUGGGGGUAACUACAGGAAUGUAGACUAUAUCGACGGAUUCGGACGCACCGCCCUCCACUGGGCUGCGGAAUAUGGAUACGUGAAUAUUGUGUACUUAUUGGUGGAAAACAAGUGGGACUAUAACGCAACAGACAACAAAUCUCAGACUCCGUUACAUAUUGCCUGUAAUCACUAUGGCAGUGAUAUUGCGUCAUACUUAAUCACGUGUGGAUGUGACGUCAACAUUUUGGACAAUUCUGGCAACAGUCCUUUGCAAAGAGCCAUUCACACAAACUUGGAAGGCGUAGUGUAUCUUAUAUGUGAGCGUGGAGCUAACAUAAAUUCAAAAACAAAAAAUGACUGGACUGCUCUUCACGAAGCAAUACGGGUCGGGAACGAGAAUAUAGUUCGUCGACUACUCAAAGAUGGAGCUGACGUCAAUGCCAUUACUCAGUACAAAGCAACGCCAUUUUCAACAGCCAUCUUUUACUUCCGGAUUUCGCAGAGACAUGCGUAUAAUUGUCUAGACUCUAUAGCCAAAAUGUUGGUGGAUAACGGAAGUCGACUGAGCCAGUGUGACGGACAGUACUCUCCCCUGAUGUCGUGUAUAUCUCUUGGAAACAGUUUCAUUGCUGGACUUCUGUUGUAUCAUGGCUGCCAAAUUCCAACACUGGAUCAGUACGCCGGACGAAGUCCACUCGUGGACGCUUUUACGAGAUGCGAUCCAAAUGUGGUCAAACUGAUGGUCCUAAGUGGUUACCACUUGACCAUCGACGAAGUGGAACAGUGCAAUAGACGUAUUCCAACCUUCUCCAGGUCUUUCAGACGUUUAGCUUUCUCAGGGAUUGAUACCUCAACGAAUGGACUCCAGAUGAUGGCGUGGUUAAAGGAGCGGUCCCACAACCCAGCCUCGCUUUCAGAUAUCUGCCGGUUCAGUAUUCGGCAGUCGCUUAAUAAAGGGUCAGGGGAUACCUCAAUUUUGUCAAAUAUCAGAAAGCUCAUCCUUCCAACGUGUUUGAAAGAGUACAUAGCUUUAGACGAAUUCAGCCACCUUGGUUAAAUGCAGAGAGUGGAUGUAUUUAUGUGUACAAGAGAGUGAUUUAUGAAUACUUGAAUGGAUACUCAUGUCCGUUUUAGUGCAUGGGUGUACGGGCAAAAUACCAAGUUUCCGAACUAUAGAGGGAACUUAAAAAUGAAGCGCUUUAGUAUGUGUGUUUGUACUGUAUUUUAUUUGCCAUGCAAAUCUUGUUCAAUGAACAUGUUUUGUUUUUGUUUAGUCUCUAUAACAACGCCCCCUUCUAUUCAGUGUUCAGUUCCAAUAUUCUUUUGUUAUCUCUUCUACGGGGAUCUUUGCUAGAAAUUCAGAGAAAUCCAACAAUCAAUUAAGACAACCUUGAAGACUUACACCCGGCAAGGUGUCAAAACGCAUGCUUUUAUAUUACUAGGUUCUAUCGCAAAAUGUUGUUUUAUUUAUAUAUGAUUUUUAUUUUUAGAAUAAAGAUGAGGAAAGUUAUUUAUAAAUCUGACUUGUUUUGAAAGAGGAAAUUGCGCUGUACGUAGAGAUGUUUUUGAAGAAAAGGGGGAAAAAAAGAAACCCACGGUCAGGUGAAAACGGGACAGCUGGUGAAGAAUGUUUUAGACGCGAGGAACAGUAUUGGAUUUAGAAGCGAUAAUAGGCAUCGGUGCAUAUAUCUCUCUGCAAACGUUUAAUCUCGUCUUUCUGCACAAAAGUCAGACAGCAGACUAUUCAGUUUGACAAGAAAUAUCUAUAAAAUUAUAAAUGCUUGUAAACAGCACAUGAAUAAACUAUUUAAACUUUUUUUUCUCACAACCAAAAUUUUUUUUUUCGUCAUAAAGCUAUACCUUUUACAAUUCCAAGAAGGAAAAAAUCUGCUGCAAAGACCCUACUGACGUGCAAGUGAACGGGGAUUUAAGUGGGUUAUUUUGACAUAGACAGUGUUUCAAAUGACAUUUAAUUGUUGAAAAGAAAAAAGGAAGACACAAAUUGCUUCGUGUUUCGAAGGCGAUAUAACUUGAAGAGAUUUUUAUUAUUUUAAGAAUUUAGACACUGAUGCUGUAAUGCGUUUCAGUGUUGCAUCUGGAAUCUAAAACAUUCUAUUGUCUCUUUUUUCAACAAUGCAACAAAUGCACUAGAAGUCAAAAAGCAUGUACGUUUAUGCAUUAACACAUUAAAAAUCUUUAUAAAACCAGUUACAGGUGCAAGCUUACAAGUUUAUUUUUUAUUCUACAUUAAAAAUGGACUAGUGAAUGAAUUGGUGAAUUAACUUCAGUUCGACUCGCCAAGUUUGAUUCAACUAUUAUUUAGACAUAUAGGCUAAACGUAAAAUGGGGGAAAAUAUCGAAAUAUAACACCCCCCCCCCGGCCGAAAAUUUACAAGAUAACAAGAAAUUACUGGACGGGGAGGGAAGUAACGGGAAUUCGGGGUGGUGGGGGUGAUAGCCGGGUGGGGAGGGAGGAGAUGUUUGUAAAAGUGACUCGGAAGCGAACUUUACACAUCAAAUUAGGGAAAUUGUUUCCCUAUCUUGCGGUGAACUAGAAUUACUUCCCAAAAGACUGUUUAGAUAGACAAACCGAAUAAAGAGGGAAUUCUAAACUAAACAAGAAGUUAUGUCAUCUGUCCAAAAAAAUCGAAACGUUCUGAUCUAUAGUUGGAAUAGUUCAAUACUUUUCACAGACACCUCGUCUUAUAAAGAUACUGUAUGAUCGAUAAAUAUGGAUCGACUAUAAGAAAAACACAAAGCGAAACACGUGCAUUGCAUAUUGUGCAUGUGUAAAUCUACAACAAAGAGUCGAUUGUCACGUGAUCGUUUGGUUAACCACUUUUCUGGAAUAUCUUUAAAAAAUUGAAGCAACCAUGCAGCCAAAUCCUCUUCAAUUGCGUUUUAAACAAAAUUAAACCCCUCGAAUUUCAAAUCAACAUUUUCUCCUUCUUACAAUUACCUAUAGAUUGGAAUGUAAUGAAAUU